CCCCGGUGGCUGACAGCCUCCCCCCCGCAGCGUGGCCCUCAAGUCGGAGAUCAAGCGGCUGAUCUACGUGCACGUGGGGCUGUGGCUGCUGCUGCUGGCGCAGAUGUGCGUGGGGCACCUCAAGCUGCUGCCCCACGACCGGGUGGCCAUGCCGUACCAGUGGGAGUACCCGUACCUGCUCAGCAUCCUGCCCUCCCUCCUGGGCCUCCUCUCCUUCCCCCGCAACAACAUCAGCUACCUGGUGCUGUCCAUGAUCAGCACCGGGCUCUUCUCGGUGGCUCCCCUCAUCUACGGGGCCAUGGAGAUGUUCCCCAUGGCGCAGCAGCUGUACCGGCACGGCAAGGCUUACCGCUUCAUCUUCGGCUUCUCCGCCGUCUCCGUCAUGUACCUGGUGGUGGUGGUGGCCGCCCAGGUGCACGGCUGGCAGCUCUACUACAGCAAGAAGCUGCUGGACUCCUGGUUCACCAGCACGCAGGAGAAGAAGAAGAAGUGAGCGGGGACGAGCGGGCGCCUGCACCGCUCCCUGCCCCGCGGCUGGAGCGUUUCGGGGGCUCCGUGUCUGCCCCCCACCUCCCCCCACACACACAGCCUGGGGGGCCCCACGGGUGGGGGCUCCUCGACCGCCCCCCCGGGACCACCGUAUGUGACCGAGCUACGCUCACAGGCUCACAAUCAGGGCACGGGGGUCCCGGUGCUGGCACGGCCCCCGUGGGCGCGGGUCCUUCCCUUCCCCCCCGCGUGUCCCGGUACGGAAAUAAAGCCCCCCCCCGCCGCCACCCCCCCGCCCUGCCUCGCUGCUUUCCCACGCGUGUCUGCGCCGCGCGGGGGCCGCCGCAGGAAGCGCGGCCGAAAGCAGGUCGCGGCGGCGCGCACCG
Messenger RNA from Oxyura jamaicensis (ruddy duck), 875 nucleotides. RefSeq names its product jagunal homolog 1 (gene JAGN1). The record is from RefSeq and is a predicted model, not a curated record. The coding region runs from base 104 to 493 and encodes 129 amino acids. Gene Ontology annotation, biological process: granulocyte colony-stimulating factor signaling pathway; endoplasmic reticulum organization; vesicle-mediated transport. Gene Ontology annotation, cellular component: endoplasmic reticulum membrane. NCBI's taxonomy places the organism in Eukaryota, Metazoa, Chordata, Aves, Anseriformes, Anatidae. The transcript has a single exon.